Octodon degus (degu) is the source of this 482-nucleotide messenger RNA. RefSeq names its product 60S ribosomal protein L36a-like. Bases 83 to 403 code for a protein of 106 amino acids. Gene Ontology annotation, molecular function: structural constituent of ribosome. Gene Ontology annotation, biological process: translation. The transcript has a single exon. Gene Ontology annotation, cellular component: ribosome; cytosolic large ribosomal subunit. NCBI's taxonomy places the organism in Eukaryota, Metazoa, Chordata, Mammalia, Rodentia, Octodontidae. The record is from RefSeq and is a predicted model, not a curated record.
CUGUGUGGCACGAGCGGCGUGAGGCGACGAGUUAGGUCGCUGGGCUUCUCGUUUUCAUCGCGUAGACAGCUCUACCACCAAGAUGAUCAAUGUACCUAAAACCCGAAGGACUUUCUGUAAGAAGCGUGGCAAGCGUCAGCCUCACAAAGUGACGCAGUAUAAGAAGGGCAAGGAUUCCCUGUACGCCCAAGGAAAGAGGCGCUACGACCAGAAGCAGAGCGGCUACGGUGGGCAGACGAAACCCAUCUUCCAGAAGAAAGCUAAAACGACAAAGCAGAUUGUGCUCAGGCUUGAGUAUGUGGAGCCCAGCUGCAGAUCGCAGAGAAUGCUGGCCAGUAAGAGGUGCAAGCACUUUGAACUGGGAGGAGACAAGACGAGAAAGGGCCAAGUGAUCCAGUUUUAAGCUCGUCCUUCACUUUAAGGCAAAUUUAUUGAAGUUAUAGAAAGAUUAGCUGUAGGAAAAUAAAUGCAGUGGUAACCAC